Messenger RNA from Umbelopsis ramanniana AG, 497 nucleotides. RefSeq lists its product as uncharacterized. Bases 18 to 497 code for a protein of 159 amino acids. Lineage: Eukaryota; Fungi; Mucoromycota; Umbelopsidomycetes; Umbelopsidales; Umbelopsidaceae. The transcript has a single exon. The record is from RefSeq and is a predicted model, not a curated record.
UCUUUUCUUAUCCAAACAUGGCCGCUGACGAGCCUCAAACUAUUUGCGUCAAUCAUGGUUCAAUCACCGAAUGCAAGGUCAAAGGCGAGACUUGGGAAUCGUUGGACCCGAUAGAACGUGGGCAAGGUACAAAGGAGGUGGAGGUUCCACAUACCAGAAUAUGGACAAAAUGGUUUUUCUUUCUAGGCUUUCUUUGCCCUAUUCUGUGGGUUAUAGGUAGCAAAUUAUCGCUCAACGACUACAACGCUCAGAACGGGUUUAUCUGGAAGAAGCGCUGCCGAAUUGCCGUUACUAUAAUGCUGACUUUAGGGAUCGUAGGAUCCGUAUUAGUCAUGAUAUUUAACCCGCAAGCCUUUGGACUUCGCAAGAAUACUUCGGUUGGGCCACAGACAUCGUCAAACAGCAACGCAGCUCUUCGUCCAGAUGUACCUGUGAACGGAACGUCUACGACGGGUGAUAUUAUUGCGGGUAUUAUUAUCGCGGGUCAAGGCAGUUAG